AUGAUGUCAACUUCAACUUGUACUAAUAAUGUGAAUAUAUUACCAGGAAUGAUUAGCAUUUUCAAUGUCAAUUUUGAAUCUGUAGAAGAUUACAUAUUACACAAUUAAUUUAUCUAUUUAUAAGAGUAAACUCGUUUUACUGCUUUUUUUUAAGUGUCCAAUUAUACUUUCUUUGUAUUUAGCAACUCUUCUUUAACAUUAAUUAAUACUAAUGUUAUUGGUAGUCAAAUAGGAAUAAUUAAUAAUGGUACUGUCAUUUUAUAAAGCAGUAAUUUAAAUACUUCAUAUUCCGGUUGUUAUAUAAAUUAAGGGUAUUUAUUUAUUUAUAUUUAGGAAUGCAAGAGGUCCUGAAUUUGUUAAUUAUAAUUAAAAAUGUUAUGCUAAUGGUGGUUCUAAUUCUGGAUAUGGAGGUAUUGGAUUAAAUAUUGAGGAUUCAUAUCUAAAUGAUUGUAUAUUCUUAACGAAUUCAACUAGAUUCAUGUUUGAUUUAUAUCCAUAUGGUUAUUUAUUAACUAAUCUCUAUUAAGGAUCAGGUGGUAGUUCAGUCAAUUUAAUUGAAUUAGUCAAACAAUUUGGAAACUUAUCCAAAAAUCUAUAAUAUGGAUUUGGUGGAGGUUCUAUAUUUAUAUAUGCAAAUUUAUCAGUAUAAUUGAAUAGAUCAAUGUUGUUAGCUGAUGGAUCACCAGGAUAUGUUGAUAAUGAGACUAAUUAUAGUAUUGGUGGUGGUGCAGGAGGCUCAAUUAAAAUAUAUUCCACUUAAAUCACAAGCGAUUAAUUUAGUAAUAUUUCUAUGCAGGGAGGAGAUAGUGAUCCUUAAGGUUUAGUGGGUGAAGGAGGUGGAGGAAUUCUUUAAUUUAAGUGUUUAACAACUCCUUUGAAUAUUAAUCAAGCUAAUAAUCUAUCCAGUUAUUGUUCAAGUAGUACAUAUCUAGGAUAUAUCAAAAAUGGAGCUGGUUAAAGAAAUUAUCAAUCUGAUUUAGGAUUAUUUGGAUAACAUGGAAGUCUAGUAGAACCAUUGUGUCCCCCUGGUUAUAGAAUAUUAAAUUUCUCAUGUGUACCUUGUAAUAAUAAUGCUAAGGAACAAUAAUACUCUCUUUGGUGGAGUUCACAAUGUGUACCUUGUCCAUAUACUUAUGUAAAAUUUUAAUAAUUAUCAAUAGGGACAAUUUUAUUAAAAUAAUACAUUUUGUAAUGAAAAACUGAGUUGUUAAACUUCGGAGUGCUGUAUUGAAGAUUUCAGAAUACUUAGAAAUACAGGAAUACAAUUAGUAGUUUUUAUGUUGCUGAUUGUUAUUGGUUAUGGAUUAAGAAGACAAUAUAAGAAGAAAGAUUCUACAACUGAAAAAAACUUUAAUUUUGAGAAUGCUACAAAAGAAAUAAUAGCUGAUAAAAUAAUUACUGAAAGUUUAUAAGAAACAGAUUAGUUUGUUUUAGGAGAUCUAAUGUAUCAUGCACAUAGAAUACCAGUAAUAGGUAAUAAUACUUUUCUUAAUCCAUGGUUUUUACAUUCUGAACCUCCUGUAGAAAUUGACAAGGCAGUAAAUAAAGAAGAGUAUGAGAAGUUUGCAAAGAAUUUCAAUGAGAUUGCAGCUUGGAGUAAAACUAAAUAUAUAAUUUUAAAUUUCUUAGCUAUUUUAUAUUAUCCAUUAUAUUGGGGUUGGUAAACUAAAAUAAAAAAGGAUAAGUAUAAAUAAUUAUCUGCUUUAUUAAAUAAAAAUGAAAUACCAAAAUUUUGGAAAUAAUCAUCAGAUCAAACUUAUGGUAGAUUUAAAAUGACAAAAAGUGCAGAUUACACUCUUUUAUAUAUUGAUAUAUUUAAUUAUAAGAAUUGUGAUCUAAAAUACAUUUAUCUUACGUGUCCUUUUAUUAUAUAUUUAUCAGGUGAAGGUAAUUAUUUAAGACCUUUUUAUUUAUGUGAAUCAGAUUAAUUUUUAGUCUCACUUUUUUUUGCAGUAAAUUAAACUAAAAAUUCUAUUUAAAAUAGAUAAAAUAUAUUAACUAAUUUAGUUUGUAAAGAUGAAAGAGAAGAAAACUCAAAAGAAAUUAGAAGAUUUUUAAAGAAAUUCAAUAAAGUAGCUAUGACUUUAGAUUUAGGAGCACUUGAUUAGAAUUUCAUAUCAAAUUUUAAAAGAUUAUUUGAUUUAUUAGAGAAAUGGAAUAAUUAAUUCUUUAGUAAUCAUAAUGUAAAAUUGUAAUUAUUGGUUGCUCAAUUUCCAUUUGAUUCUUAACAUCAAUCAUCAACAAUUACAUUGAUUGAAAUGAAAUAGGAAUCAUAAUUUAAAGAAUUUAUGAGAGAACUUCAUAAAAAUGUUAUUUUUCAAAAAUUAUAAGAUGUAAAAUUUGGUGUAUUUAUUUUUAAUACAGAAUAAGAUCCUGCUGAAGUUGAUUAAUAAUUAAAAAAUUAAAAACUUAGUUUUAAUGAUAUUGAAGAUUUUUCUAUUAGAAAUAUCGAAUAUGAUUAUGAUGAUGACAAUUCUAUUGAUGUUGAUUUGUUAAGAGAAUAAUUUCUAUCUAAAAGUACUGAAAAAGAUCAUUUAUAAAUGGGUCACACAAAACAUUAAUUUAAAUAAAUUACUAAAAAAUAAAGUCAAAGACCAAAUUCUUUUUCUAAAACUUAUCAUCUCAUUAUCAGAAUAUUUGAUUACAUUAGAUUUCAAUCAUUUUCUCAUAAAAGAACCUUUUUAGAUAAGUAUACAUUGAUCAUUAUGAUCUGUAUAUUAAUCUUAUUAGAUAAUGUAAUUAUAUAUUUAUAUAAUAAUAGUUCUUGUUACAAAGCAUUUUAAGUUUGAUUACAGAGAAAUAUAAUCAAUUGAAAAGUUCUAAUAAAUCAUCUAAUAUUAUGAGUUUGUAAUUAAUUUUAUUUCCUUAUCCAUUUACUAUAAUACUAUCUAAUCUAUUUGAAUCAAUAUGGGUAUUUAAUUAUAUUAUCUUAGAUACCUAGUCAAUCUUAUGGUAUUUUAAAAUUAUAUUUGAUCUUUAAUGCAAUGGCAACAUUUUAAUAUUUUGUGAGUUUGCUAAUAUUUAUAGGCUAUCAUCAUAAAUCAUAAAUUUGCAUUUAGGAUACCUUGACCUUUUUAUCAUUUUUAAUAAAGAUCACAUUAAAUCAAUUAAGUGAGAGAUUAAUACCAAUGAGUACCAAAUUGAAUUAAUUGAGCAAUGAAAAAUAAAUAUGA
Paramecium pentaurelia is the source of this 3173-nucleotide messenger RNA. NCBI's taxonomy places the organism in Eukaryota, Ciliophora, Oligohymenophorea, Peniculida, Parameciidae. The record is from the annotation of a GenBank genome assembly.